Molecule: messenger RNA, 1351 nt
Organism: Spizellomyces punctatus DAOM BR117
Lineage: Eukaryota; Fungi; Chytridiomycota; Chytridiomycetes; Spizellomycetales; Spizellomycetaceae
Exons: 5
Coding region: 36-1187 (383 amino acids)
Molecular function (GO): zinc ion binding
Source: RefSeq, a predicted model, not a curated record
UUGGUCAUCGAAGAACCCCCAAAGACAUUUGGUACAUGUCUUCAAACCCAGCACUCUUACCACUACCACCAUCUCCUUCACCACCUCUCUCUGUCGUCGCAUCAACGCUCCAGGCUCACAUGUCCUCUGUUCACACCAUUCCACCAGCGACUCAAAACCAGAACGAACACCGGAAUCUUGAAAUAUCUGUCGCGUGGGAGGAUUCAACAGGCGACGAGAAGAGGUGUUGGAUUUGUUUUGUGGAGGAAAGGGAGGAGGAUGUGUCGAAAAAAGUCCGGUGGGUGAGGCCUUGCAAAUGUAAAAAUUCGUUAAAGUUUGCACAUGAAGACUGUCUUUUGCGAUGGAUAUCCGAAAAACAAGGACCAAUAACAACGGACGUAAAGUGUCCUGCCUGUGGACAUGUGUACGCCAUUGAAGAAUCUACCGACGUUGUUCUGGCAAUUCUGACAUUUGUAGACAAGUCCAUUCAAUCGGUGGUCCCGUAUGUCACGUUGGCCGGAGUUUCAAUGGCGUUUUACGUAGUGUCGACGACAUUUGGAGCAUAUGCAGUGAUGACCAUGUGUGGACCCGACGAAGGGGAACGGAUCUUGAGCGAAGCGAAUUGGGGAUGGAGAACAUGGAUUGGAUUACCGUUGAUACCGAUUGGUUUAGUGUGCUCCCGACUUACGGCAGCCGACGCUGCGCUCCCACUCUUGCCCUUUCUGGUUCUAGGAAAUGAUCAAAUCCGUCUCAGCUUGCCACCGUCCCCUGCACUGACGGUAUGUUUGUUACCAUGGGCGCGACUACUAUAUAAUGGCGUCUGGGCGACAAUUUGGCCCUGGAUUGAACGAAUUGGGAGACAUACACCCGCACGGAAUGGGGCGGUACGGAGUGGAGGAGCGGUGGGGCAGGCGGCAGUUGCGGGACAACAGGAAGACGAGGAAGAUGUGCAAGAGUUUUCGAUUGGGCGACGAGAUGGACAGAGGCUUGUAUUGGGAAGUUUGUUAUUACCUGCUGUAUCGUCUUUAAUGGGGACUCUAUUGGGUAGUAUUCCGUGGGUCCGAAACAAGGUCCCCGAUCCUUUUCACCGCAACAUUCUCGGAGGGUGCCUAUUUGUGGUAUGUAAGGAUGUUGCCAGUGCGGUGUACAGGGCACAUAGGAAACGACAGCGACGGACGAGGCGCGUAAGAGAGUAUCGCGGAGACUAAAUCGAAGGGAGCUUUAAUCGGCAUGGGGAAGCAUAGUACUAGCACCCGGAUUUGCAUGCUUGCGGCCAAUAUGUUGAACUUGCGUAAAAUGUUUUGAUGGGCCGUAUAUACGUUUUGGCAUAUCAUGGAGGGGUGCGCCUUCAAUAUAAUUUUUGAAAUGCUCG